Carassius carassius (crucian carp) is the source of this 1814-nucleotide messenger RNA. RefSeq names its product small nuclear ribonucleoprotein 70 (U1) (gene snrnp70). The record is from RefSeq and is a predicted model, not a curated record. Gene Ontology annotation, molecular function: U1 snRNA binding; mRNA binding. Bases 156 to 1619 code for a protein of 487 amino acids. Gene Ontology annotation, cellular component: U1 snRNP; U2-type prespliceosome; precatalytic spliceosome. NCBI's taxonomy places the organism in Eukaryota, Metazoa, Chordata, Actinopteri, Cypriniformes, Cyprinidae. Gene Ontology annotation, biological process: mRNA splicing, via spliceosome. The transcript has 10 exons.
ACAUGUUUGGUAUUGUGUGGACCGAAAUACAUACAGAAUACUUACGAUUGUUUAAGAAGUUCACGCGCGAAGGUUUCCUACAGACGAAACGCAGAGGGUUUUUUGUGCUAAAGUCGGAGGUUUCGUCGGAAGCGAAUGAAAAGCUGAGGUGAACAAUGACUCAGUUUCUUCCCCCGAACCUGUUGGCAUUGUUUGCCCCGCGGGACCCGAUCCCGUUCCUGCCCCAGCUGGAGAAACUUCCCCAUGAGAAACAUCACAACCAACCGUACUGCGGGAUCGCCCCGUUCAUCAGGCAUUUCGAGGACCCCAGAGAUGCACCUCCACCCACACGAGCAGAGACGCGGGACGAGAGGAUGGAGAGAAAGAGAAGGGAGAAGAUGGAAAGGAGGCAAGUUGUGGUGGAAACAGAACUGAAGCUUUGGGACCCACACAAUGAUCCUAAUGCUCAAGGAGAUGCGUUUAAGACCUUGUUUGUGGCUCGAAUUAAUUAUGACACCACAGAAUCUAAACUGCGGCGUGAGUUUGAAGUCUAUGGUCCUAUCAAACGGAUCUAUAUUGUAUACAACAAGAAAACUGGAAAACCAAGAGGCUAUGCGUUCAUUGAGUACGAACACGAGAGAGACAUGCACUCUGCCUACAAGCAUGCAGAUGGCAAAAAAAUUGAUGGACGCCGAGUGCUUGUUGAUGUUGAAAGAGGACGAACGGUCAAAGGAUGGCACCCACGGAGACUUGGUGGAGGUCUUGGUGGUACAAGGAGAGGAGGGGCAGAUGUCAACAUCAAGCACUCUGGCAGAGAUGACACUUCCCGCUAUGAUGACCGACCAAUUGGAAGUGACCGGGAUCGUGAACGCAGGGAUCGCAGUCGGGAACGAGACCGAGAGAGGGACCGUGGUGAGCGCCGUCGUUCACGAUCUCGAGAGAGACGCAGACGCACCAGGUCUCGUGAGAGGGCCAUUGCAGUUCCAGGGGAGGAGGCAGGAGGGGGAAAUCGACGCCGAGACAGGGAACGAGACCGAGGUGUUGCUGAAGGCAGCCGAGAGAGGAGUAGAGACAGAGAUAGAGAAAGAGACCGCAAGAGAAGAAGCAGGAGCAGGGAUAGAAAGAGAGACAGAGAGAGGGGGAAAGGUGCGGAUGGAGUAGAGGAAGGCAUGGGUGGGCUAAUUGAUGGCAUUAUGCCUGAAGGAGGAGAAAGGGGUAUGGAGGACCCAUUGUGUGGUGACCCAGGACGAGGUGGGGAUGGAGGGGCCGAAGGAGAGGAGAGAGGAAAGGAUCGAGACAAAGACAGGGAGAGAGACCGUGAUAGGAAGCGCAGCCACAGAGAUAAAGAUAGAGACCGAGAUCGGGAAAGACGACGAGACCGAGAUAGAGAUCGUGAGCACAAGCGGGAAAGGGGCGAUCGGGACCGUAGGGAAGACAGACACAUAUCCUCCUCAGGAGAUCAGGAGGGUUUGGGUAACGGAGGUGAAGAUGGUGAAGAGCCGUUGCCGCCACGAUCAGAAGAAGGUUCACAGGAUGGGAUGAGGAUGAGGAUGAUGGAUCAGGAUUCCAUCCAGUCAGGAGAGGGCUAUGCCUCCAAUGACAAUGGAUACAAGAUGGAGGCCCAGGGUGAUGAGUACUGAACGUGCAUCCAUUGUUUGAAUCAUCCGAGGUCCUCCAGUUGACUGGAUUCACAAAUAUCCUCAACCAAUAUUUAAUGCUUGCACUAUGUCCACAGUGUGUAAGUAUUAUACUGUCCCUGGAAAGAAGUAUCCAUUGUUAAAAUCAAAAGAUUAUGUAGUUGAACCCAGGUUAUUUAAUUUAUGGGGCUUUCUAGA